AUGUCGGAGAUACUGGACCUUUCUUUUCUGUCUGAGGUAGAAAGGGAUUUGAUCCUCAGUGUUCUACAGCGAGAUGAGGAGCUCCGGAAAGCAGAUGAGAAAAGGAUUAGGCGACUGAAGAAUGAGUUACUGGAGAUAAAAAGGAAAGGGGCCAAAAGGGGCAGCCAACACUACAGUGAUCGGACCUGUGCCCGGUGCCAGGAGAGCCUGGGCCGUUUGACUCCCAAGACCAAUACUUGUCGGGGUUGUAAUCACCUGGUGUGUCGGGACUGCUGCAUCCAGGAAAGUAAUGGUACCUGGAGGUGCAAGGUGUGCGCCAAGGAAAUAGAGCUGAAGAAAGCAACUGGAGACUGGUUUUAUGACCAGAAAGUGAAUCGCUUUGCUUACCGCACAGGCAGUGAGAUCAUUAGGAUGUCCCUGCGCCGCAAACCUGCAGUGAAUAAAAGAGAGACAGUGGGACAGUCCCUCCUUCAUCAGACACAGAUGGGUGAUAUCUGGCCAGGAAGAAAGAUCAUUCAGGAGCAACAGAAGGAGCCCAGUGUGCCAUUUGAAGUGCCAAAGCUGAAAAGUGGCAAGAGUGCACUGGAGGCCGAGAGUGAGAGUCUGGAUAGCUACACAGCUGACUCCGAUAGCACCUACAGGAGAGACUCUCUGGAUAAAUCUGGCCUUUUUCCAGAAUGGAAGAAGAUGUCUGCCCCCAAAUCUCAAGCAGAAAAGGAAACUCAGCCUGGGGAUCAAAGUGUGGUAUCUGUCAAUGAGGGUGAAAUGAUAUUCAAGAAGAACACCAGAAAAAUUCUCAGGCCUUCAGAGUACACUAAAUCCGUGAUAGAUCUUCGCCCGGAAGAUGUGGGGCAUGAAAGUGGCUCCUUGGGAGACAGAAGCAAAUCUGUCCCAGGCCUCAAUGUGGAUAUGGUAAAAGAAGAGGAAGAAGAAGACAUUGACCAUCUGGUGAAGUUGCAUCGUCAGAAGCUAGCCAGAAGCAGCAUGCAAAGUGGCUCCUCCAUGAGUACGAUUGGCAGCAUGAUGAGCAUCUACAGUGAAGCUGGUGAUUUUGGGAACAUCUCUGUGACUGGCAGGAUUGCCUUUUCCCUGAAGUAUGAGCAGCAAACACAGACUCUGGUCAUCCAUGUGAAGGAGUGCCACCAGCUGGCCUAUGCUGAUGAAGCCAAGAAGCGCUCUAACCCAUAUGUGAAAACUUAUCUUCUGCCUGACAAGUCCCGCCAAGGAAAAAGAAAAACCAGCAUCAAACGGGACACCAUCAGUCCACUAUAUGAUGAGAUCCUCAGGUAUGAGAUCCCAGAAUCUCUCCUGGCCCAGAGGAUCUUGCAGUUCUCGGUUUGGCAUCACGGUCGUUUUGGCAGAAACACUUUCCUUGGAGAGGCAGAGGUCCAAAUGGAUUCCUGGAAGCUUGAUAAGAAACUGGAUCAUUGCCUCCCCUUGCAUGGAAAGAUCAGUGCUGAGUCCCUGACUGGCUUGCCGUCACACAAAGGCGAGUUGGUGGUUUCAUUGAAAUACAUCCCAGCCUCCAAGCUCCCUCUUGGAGGUGACCGGAAAAAGAGUAAAGGUGGGGAAGGGGGAGAGCUCCAGGUGUGGAUCAAAGAAGCCAAGAACCUGACGGCUGCCAAAUCAGGAGGGACUUCAGACAGCUUUGUCAAGGGAUACCUCCUUCCCAUGAGGAACAAGGCCAGUAAGCGUAAAACUCCUGUGAUGAAGAAGACCCUGAAUCCCCACUACAACCAUACAUUUGUCUACCAUGGUGUGAGGCUGGAAGAUCUACAACACAUGUGCCUGGAGCUGACUGUGUGGGACCGGGAGCCCCUGGCCAGCAAUGACUUCCUGGGAGGGGUCAGGCUGGGUGUUGGCACUGGGAUCAGUAAUGGGGAAGUGGUGGACUGGAUGGACUCGUCUGGGGAAGAAGUGAGCCUGUGGCAGAAGAUGCGACAGUAUCCGGGGUCUUGGGCAGAAGGGACCCUGCAGCUCCGUUCCUCAAUGGCCAAGCAGAAGCUGGGUUUAUGA
Cynocephalus volans (Philippine flying lemur) is the source of this 2016-nucleotide messenger RNA. It is a transcript of the gene SYTL4, whose product is annotated as synaptotagmin like 4. Gene Ontology annotation, cellular component: plasma membrane; exocytic vesicle. Gene Ontology annotation, biological process: intracellular protein transport; exocytosis. NCBI's taxonomy places the organism in Eukaryota, Metazoa, Chordata, Mammalia, Dermoptera, Cynocephalidae. The record is from RefSeq and is a predicted model, not a curated record. Gene Ontology annotation, molecular function: neurexin family protein binding; phospholipid binding; small GTPase binding. Bases 1 to 2016 code for a protein of 671 amino acids. The transcript has 16 exons.